AUGUAUGUAGCAAGCAUCGGGUACAGGCAGGAACUCCAGCGCCACUACUCCAGUGUACAAGUAUUUGCCAUAGCUUUCAGUAUCAUGGGGCUACUUCCAUCAAUCUCGGCGACGCUGUGGUUCUCGGUUCCCGCAGGCCCAGUUGGCAUGGUUUGGGGUUGGUUCUCUGCCAGCGCUCUCAUCUUCAUCGUGGGACUAGCAAUUGCCGAUCUCGGUUCUUCGCUUCCUACAUCUGGAGGUCUGUACUGGUGGACACAUUACUUUGCGGCCGACCGGUAUAAGAAUCCACUGAGCUUUCUCGUCGGAUACAGCAAUACAAUUGGCUUGAUUGGGGGAAUAUGUUCCAUUGACUAUGGAUUCGCCUCGUUCAUUGUUUCGCUCGGUGCAAUCAGCAGCGACGGGGAAUGGACCCCCAGUCGAGGACAUCUUUAUGCGAUCUUCGUUGCAACAGUGCUCUGCCACGGUGCUCUGGCAACUUCGGCUGGGAGGAUCAUGCACCAUCUACAGACCUGGUUUGUCCUUGCCAACUUUGCCCUCAUUCUAGCUACAGUCAUAGCAUUGCCAGUCAGCAUGCGAGUACGCAAUAUCCCCAUCAACUCAGCAAGGUACGUGUUUGGCCAUUCGAUAAACGAGACAGCAUGGCCAUCUGGAUGGGCCUUUAUGCUAUCCUGGCUCUCGCCCAUCUGGACCAUAGGGGCGUUUGACUCUUGUGUUCACAUGAGUGAAGAGGCCAAAAAUCCAACCAAGGCUGUGCCCAUCGGCAUACUCGCCUCUAUUGGAGGCUGCUGGAUAUUCGGCUUCCUCGUGACAGCAGUGCUGGCUGCAUGCGCUGGCGAUAGCUUCGCAGAGAUAUUGAGCACACCCUUUGGCCAGCCAAUCGCCCAGGCAAGGAUGUCUCUGUAUGCUACUAAUGGCGAAAGCGGCGCCAUAGGAUUCAUGUCAGCUAUAACCAUCUUGCAGUUCUUCAUGGGUCUCAGUAUUGUUGUAGCCGCGUCUCGGCAAACGUGGGCAUUCUCCCGCGACGGCGCACUGCCCUUUUCUGCAUUCCUUAGAGAAAUCAGCAAACAAUUUGGGUACCAGCCACUGAGAACUGUGUGGGCAACCUGCAUUAUGGCCAUCAUCAUCGGCUUGCUGGCUUUGAUCAACAAUGCUGCUGCUAAUGCGCUCUUUUCCCUUGCAGCUGCCGGCAAUAACGUCGCCUGGGGCAUACCUAUCAUGUGCCGUGUCGUUUGGGGCCAGGAGAAGUUCCGUCCAGGACCAUUCUACACCGGACGGUGCAGCGUUGCUAUUGCAGUCGCUGCCUUGCUGUACUUGACGUUCUCGACGAUACUAUGCAUGUUCCCUACCGAAGGGCCAGAUCCUGAUCCAUCAGUCAUGAACUACUCUGCAGUGGUCAAUGGGACGGUCUGGGGAGGCGCAUUGCUCUACUACUUCCUGUACGCCCAUAAGUGGUUCACAGGCCCCAGACACACUCUGGAUCCCACAGGGUCUGAAGACGACACCAUAUAG
Molecule: messenger RNA, 1509 nt
Organism: Trichoderma reesei QM6a
Lineage: Eukaryota; Fungi; Ascomycota; Sordariomycetes; Hypocreales; Hypocreaceae
Product: pote amino acid transporter
Exons: 7
Coding region: 1-1509 (502 amino acids)
Biological process (GO): transmembrane transport
Cellular component (GO): membrane
Molecular function (GO): transmembrane transporter activity
Source: RefSeq, a predicted model, not a curated record